Actinia tenebrosa (Australian red waratah sea anemone) is the source of this 7471-nucleotide messenger RNA. RefSeq names its product terminal nucleotidyltransferase 4A. Gene Ontology annotation, biological process: polyadenylation-dependent ncRNA catabolic process; RNA 3'-end processing. Gene Ontology annotation, molecular function: mRNA binding; poly(A) RNA polymerase activity. Lineage: Eukaryota; Metazoa; Cnidaria; Anthozoa; Actiniaria; Actiniidae. The record is from RefSeq and is a predicted model, not a curated record. Gene Ontology annotation, cellular component: nucleolus; TRAMP complex.
CGAAAAACAAGAUGGCGGACAGUGGAGCAAAUGAGGUUAUAAUUUCCUCUUCGUUUAGCGUAAAACUGACAAAUUGGCGAGUCAGCGAGGGACAGAUGGUAAAAGAAAGAAGUGUUCUUGCGUUAUAUGAAAAAUUAGGUCAAUCUGAAGAGCAGAAGGGGUUCAUAACUCAACCAAAGUUGAAGAGUACUGUCAACGGCCGUGUAGGAAAGCUGCUCGUUGCUGAGGGCGAUGUGGUUCUCCCAGGAAAACCUGUUAUAAAGAUAGAGCAAACAGUUGCCUGUGAACACCAAACUGUUAUGAAGGAUUUGUGCUGUGAUUGUGGCAUGGAUCUCAGGAAGCUGCAGACUGACCCAGAUGAGCCAUCAUCACCAACAUCAGCUACAGUGGCUAUGAUUCACAACAUACCUGAGUUAAAAGUUUCCCAAAAUGAAGCUGAGGCCCUGGGCAAGAAGGAUGAAGAAAGGCUUCUCAGCUCACACAAGCUUGCUCUUGUUGUAGACUUGGAUCAGACCAUGAUUCACACUACCAUUGAGCUAGUGCCUCCUGACAUGAAGGAUGUGUACCAUUUCAACCUUGCAGGAUACCCUCUGUGGUACCACACAAAGUUCCGUCCCUUCUCUCAUGACUUUCUUGUUAAUAUGUCCAAGCUGUACGAGCUGCAUAUUUUCACAAUGGGCUCACGUCUGUAUGCCCAUACAAUUGCACGUAUGCUUGACCCUGAUGAAUCCCUCUUCGCACAUCGUAUCAGAUCAAGAGAUGAUUGCUUCAAUGGAUUUUCAAAAUCCAAUGAUCUUAGGUCUUUAUUCCCACGAGGAGAUUCCAUGGUUUGUAUCAUCGAUGACAGAACUGACGUAUGGAAUGACGCGCCUAACCUCAUCAAAGUCAAACCUUACCAGUUCUUUAAGGGAGUGGGUGACAUCAAUGCUCCAGCAGAAAAGCAGAACGAGACAGCAUCGUCUUCUGAAAAUAAUGAUGUUGGAUAUGAAAAUGAAAAGAAAGAUGACAAUGACGAAGUCAAGGACGACGAGGACGAGGCUGAGUCUGAUAGUAAGGAUAAUGAAAUAAAGAUGGAACUGGAGAAGGAUGAGGAUGAUCCUUUGAAAGAUGGAGGUAUAGAAGUAGAGAGGAGUUCAAAAGAAACUUGUGUGGUCAAGGAAGACGAGAAUAAAAACUGCAGCAGUAGUAACAUGAAAGUUGACUGUUCUGUUGAUUGUGAAGUUAGUGCUAUUGCUUUAAAAGAUGCGAAAGAUGCUGAUGAUAUUACAGAAGAAAACGAAUGUGGUUUGAAAAAAGUCGCAAAAAAUGAAGUUGAGGAAAUGAAAAUAGAUGAAGAUGCCUUGCAGGAUUGCACAAGUAGUUCCUGCAUUCCAGAGAAGCAAAAUGGCGAAGAGCUUAGCUGUAUAAGUGAAAAGAACUCACAAGAUAAUGAAACAAAAGUUAAUGAAGAAGAGAAAAGCCAAGUCAACAAGGAAAAAUCUCAAGAAAAGGAAGACAUAAACAGUAAUAAAGAUGAAAGUGUUGAGGAGGAGAAAUCUGUACAAGAGAAUUCUAAAGAGAUAGAAAUGGAAGAAACCGACAAAAACAGUAAUGGAGAUGAAACUGUCAACGAGAAGAAAUCGGAACAAAAUAUUUCUAAGGAAAACGAAAUGGCAGAAAACCACAAAAACGAUAAUGUCGCUGAAGCUGUUGAAAAAAAGAGAUCUGACCAAGAUAUUUCUAAAGAAAAUGAAAUGACAGAAAACGACGAGAAAGAAAAGGAAGAUAACAGUACUCAAGGUUUCAAAAAUGGAGCCCAAGGAAAAGAAGAAUCGAGUACCGAGAAGAAAGACGCGGCGACUGCGGAUGAGACUGAGAAGUUUGUCCAAAACGACGAUGACGACUACCUUAUUCAUCUCGAGGACAUCUUGCGACGAAUCCACCAGAAAUUCUACGAUGUUGUUGAUCAAAUCAAGGAGUUAAAAACCAAAAACCUCAAGGAAGAUUCCAGUAUAACUCGAUUUUGCAAUCCAGACACCCUGACACCGUGCACAAAACAGAUAAUAAGAGAACUACGUUCAGAAGUAUUAAAAGGAGUCAAUGUUGCAUUCACUGGAGUGAUACCAACCAACAUUCAGCCCGAAAAAAGCGAGAUUUGGAAACGUGCUGAAGAACUUGGCGCCAAACCACAGCGUCACGUUGUGUGCCCUAAAGACACAACCGACCCAGCUGACGUCACAACACACGUGAUUGCUGCGCGUCUUGGUACAGAAAAGACAUAUCGCGCCAUUAAGACACCCGGUAUUAAACUGGUUAAACUGGAUUGGCUUUGGAGCUGCUCAGAGAGAUGGGAGUGGGUCGAUGAAAGGUUGUUUCCCGUUGAUGGGAUAGACAAGUAUAAGAAAGAUGUUCGGAAUCAACGCACGCCCCAAGGAACGCCGCAAAGCUGGAAGAGAACCGCGAAAGACGAUAAUAAAAACGAUAACAAACAAACUCCUUCACUUGAAGUCGAAGUUGGAGUAAACUCUAACGAGGGCGCGCGCGAGAGAACUACUUCGUCAAGCAGCGCGGACCUUUUAAUGGCUUCCAUACAUCCUUUACUCUCUUUCUCCUCGACUGAAAUGGAAGCCAUGGACAAGGAGGUCGAGGACUUGAUGAAUUCAAGCGAAAACGAGAGUGACGUAAUCGGUAGUAUUUCUGGAUCAAGUAGUUCGUCGAGCAGCUCGUCCAGUUCGAGUUCCAGUAGCUCGAGCUCAUCUUCUGAGGAAUCUGACGAUAACGAGGAAAAGGAUAACGUAGAUGAACCCUUAAAGAAACGAAAAUUAACUGACAGUGAGAGUGAUGAUAUUCUAACAAAGAAGCGUAAAAAAGACAUUGAUUUAGCAUCAGAAAAACUGCAGGAUCGGUUAACUCCAAGUGAUGGGGAUGGCGAUGAUGAUGAUGAUGAUGACGAUGAUGAUACCAAUAAUGAUAUGGCAGCUUUACUAGAGGCAGAACUAUCGCACUACUACAUGCUUUGUUCAAUGACCAUGGACCCCAAAACUGGUUGGUCACAGCCUGAACAGCAUGGUCCGGCACACAAACUUUGGGGAAAAGUAAUGGAGACGACUAUUAAUAACGGUAUAGGUUCACCAACCUUGGGUAGUAAUACCGAACCUAGGACUUCUGACUUUCUUCCUUUGAAUGUGAGGAAUGGGAUGGAUAGCACAUUUGUAAAGAAUAUCAUAAACAAUGAUAAGACUUAUGGUGGCAAAAGGAAAAGAUCGGAAAAUAUCGCUAGUACUAGUAACAUGGAUGAUUCUUCGUUGGUAUCGGAGGAGACUGUUCCAUGGAAGCCCAAUGGGCAAAACUAUGUUAAUGGAGUUGUUGGCCUUCAUCAAGAGAUUUUGGACUUUUACGAGUUCAUGAAGCCAAGAAAAGCCGAGCUAAACAUGCGAAAAGACGUCGCUCGUCGAGUAAAAGAAGUUAUUAUAAGAUUAUGGCCAACAGCUGAGGUUGUAGUCUACGGAAGCUUCGAAACUAACCUGUAUUUACCAACGAGUGACAUAGAUCUGGUAGUGUUCGGCAAGUGGGAACGGCUGCCAUUAUGGACGUUAGAGAAAGCUCUCCAAGCCAACAACAUCGCUGAACCAUCUUCCAUCAAGGUUCUAGAUAAAGCAUCGGUUCCUAUUAUCAAGUUAACAGACAAAGAGACUGAAGUGAAAGUUGACAUUAGCUUCAAUGUCUAUGCUGGAGUCCAAGCAGCUGAUUUUGUGAAGAAAAACAUGAAAAUCUACCCUUGCAUACCUCCACUUGUUCUUGUAUUGAAGCAUUUUUUACUCCAGCGUGACUUGAAUGAGGUUUUUACUGGUGGUAUAAGCUCAUACAGUCUCAUUUUAAUGGUUAUAAGUUUCCUGCAGCUUCAUGUGAGAAGUGACGGCAAAAGCUUAGAUGAUAAUCUUGGUGUACUCCUGAUUGAGUUCUUUGAAUUGUAUGGUAAUAAUUUCAACUACUUCAACGCAGGGAUAUGCGUCAGAGGUGGUGGUUCUUAUUUCAGCAAACAAGAGGUAUUGAAUGACAUGGAUGAAGGAUUAAACACUUCUUUACUCUGCAUUGAGGACCCAUUCACUCCAGGCAAUUACAUUGGAAAAAGUUCAUACAAAUUCAUGCAAGUCAAACAAGCUUUCGUAUAUGCAUACAAUGUUCUCAGUAAAGCUGAACGCUAUUCCAAUCCUCCCAUUGAAGGGAAUAGGACUCACAGUCUUUUAAGUCGAAUAGUUCGGGUAACAAAAGAGGUGGUGGAAUACAGAGAAUGGGUGGAAGAUAACUGGGGGGAGCCAGCUGUGGUUUCCUUUAUACCACAACCUCAGCCUAAUCUCCCUAAAGUACCACCAACCUAUGCAAGUAUUGCCAAUAGAUCCAAUCAAAACCAAACCAUGGACAAUUCUGCUCAAAAUGGAAGGAAACAUUAUAUUGAUGCAUCUAAGACCCCGAUGCACCCACUUUCAAGAUCUCAGUCCAAUGUGGAAUCGUUAGUCACUCGAUAUUCUGAAAUGGAUAAUGGUACUGAUCCAUUUACACCAAGACCAAGUAGUUCAGACUCGGUUGUUGCUCUCAGCAGUGGUCUCACUUUGGACUUGAAUUCUGACUUCAGGGUUUCAAAUUACAGAGGAUCUAUGUCUUUGAACAGUCCUACUGCAGCACCACCAAAGAAAAGCAAAGAAAGUUCCACAUUGUCAGACUUAUCAGUCUCAUACUCAGGAGUUGCAAAAUCAACUCCUUCAGCAAACAUAAACUCAUCUCUCCAAAAAUCAUUAUCUAAGAAUACAAAUGCAGAAAAAAAUGUGGAUCACAAAGGACACUUUCUUAAUUCUACUAUUAGCAAUUCACAAGAAAACAACAAGGAUAUUGCGAUGGAAACAGACAACCAAACAGUAAAGAGACAGUCAAAUAAUCAUGAUGUUAAGCUAAAACCUGACAAAAAAAAGACUUCCUCCAUUACUAUAACACAAACUAUCAUCAACAAACCAUCUCCUAGCAACAACAUUGGUCACCAUAACAACAACAACAAUAACAAUGCUACAAUAGAAAACACAAACUCAGUCAAAGGGCCUGGAAGGUCAACAAAAUCCAAGAAGAACAAGAAGAGGAAAGCUGCAAAGAAGUCUCCCUGAAGGUGAUCUUUCUAGAUAUGUUAAAUUUUUAUCCAUUCCAUAUUAGAAUGUUUGCCUGCAGUAUUCUUGGUCACUGUGGUCAUGGUUGAAGAAUCCUUUCAGUUUCCAUCACUUGUCACUAUGAUAUCUGUGUAACUUCCAAUCAAUCAGAUAAAGCAGCACCAUCACAAUAACAUCAUUACAUAUCUUCAUAUGAUGUGCAACUAGCUGUUUUGCUUAACAUCCUUAAACUACUGCAUGUCAUGCUUUGGUGAAGAUAUUGCAUCUAUAUAGCCCAUCCAUAAGAGCAUCAUAGUCUGCUACACAGGUGUGCAACUUGCCACUAGAAUUCAAAUGCCAUCCCUAAUGCCAUCCUCUCAUAAAUCAAGAUACUUUAUUGUCUAACCAUAACAGCAUCACAAACAUCUUUGACUCCAGUGGUACUAGACUAUGCAAUUCAAAACCUUCCUGUAAUGGUCUGGUGGGAACUGAAGAUAGUAUCAUCAUGGUGUGAUGGACGGGAAAAGGUGUUCUAUAGUAUUCCAACAUCACAAACCAUCAUGCCGUGGUAAGAAGUAAAGAUAUUGCAUUGUCAUCACCCUAACAGCAUCCCACUGUGUCACUGGCAAUUACACUACACAUGUCCAUAUCACCAUCAAGUGACAGAGGAAAGAAGGUGUUCUAUAAGCACACAAGCAACAAACUAUCAUGCAGUAGUAAGAAGUGAAUAUGUUCCAUCGUCAUCACCAUAACAGCAUCCCACACUGUGUCACUGGCAAUUACACUACACAUGUCAUAACCAUAUCAUCACAAUGCAAUGAAGAAUAGAAGGUGGUAAUAUGCAACAACAUCACAAGCACCUUUGAUGCUGUCUCACUGCUGGCUUGUAGACUUCAUUUGCCAAAAUCUCCUCAAUACUGUGUUAGAGAGAACGUUGUACAUUAUUUCAUAAAUUAAGAAACUAGAAAUAAGCUUUUAAUGAAAUUUCAUAGCAAAUGCAAAACUAUUGUUGAAAAAUUUAAAAAAGAAAAUCCUAUUUUAAGACUGACUCCUUUGAUGAUUUCUUACAAAUUCAAAGAGCUAUGGUAACCAAAGCUGUAGUUAAGUUCUAGGUAGAGAAUGAAAUAAAGUAGACUAAAUAAAAUCUAAAAUAGCAGAGGGCAGUUUUUCCAAUUCCAAAAACCUAUUUUCUUAUAAGAGAAAUAAAUAGAUCAAUAAAUCGUUGAAGAUUCUGAAAUGUUGAUAAUAUAGAAUUGACUUGCAAAAUUUAAAAAUAUUUUUAAUAUAAACUUUUAAGGCAAGUCCUUGUAGUAAUGAGUAUUUUAUGAUUAUUACGGUGCUUGAAUUGCAUCAUCGUUAUCUGCAUACCGUCUUAGGAAGCAGAUUUUGUAUGACUUUUGAAAGCUCAAGAUACAUGCAUGUCAUGCCUUGCCAUAUAUAGCUAUGAAAGUGCCAUUUUCAAGCAUUCUGUUGGAUAAACAUUAACCUUGUGUAAUGUGAUUGGUCUGUUGGAUGUCCCCUGUUCUGUGUUAUAAUAUCGAUUGUACAAUAUGCUGAAACUUUAAUAAUUUGAAAUGAAAACCAAGAUAUUUUCACCCAAGAUAAGAUUUCAAAUGUUGAAUCGAUAUAAAAAUGAACUAUUUGAAACUUCUCAUCGAGAUUGGAUCGUGUAUGCAAGUUUACAUGAUCGUGCAUGGCAUCAAAAUUAUUUUCUGAACUCCAACUGACAAAUAUUUAUGUUUUCAAAAAGAAAAAGCACCAACAAAAUAUUACAAAUUAUCACCAGAGUUGUAAUUGUCGAUUGAAAUUAAGUUUAUUGUUCAAUCUGUUCUUUUGACUUAGAUUUGCAGAAAAUCAUGAAACUGUUAAUAGUAUGAUUUUGGUUAAAGAAUUAAAUAAAAAUUGAAAGAACUAUAUGACCCAAAAGUUACAAAUUCCAUAAUAUUGUAUUAUGAAAAAGCAGUCUGAAAUUUCAGUCAAAAAAUUGUGAUUUCACUCUAAUUUUUAAGAUUUUUAACUCGUGGAUACGCGAAGCGUAGAAACGAGUUAUUGUGAGGGGUCUGAAUAUGCAAAUGUGUCACUCGCUCACUCGCUCACUAAGAUGUUAGCAGAUCGAUAAUUAAACGUUUAGCGAUCGUCUUACGUCAUUUGACUACGAAUGUUACACGACACUAGCAAGCACAAAGCUCUUAUACCAUAUACGUUACUUUUGUUAUUUUAUAUGAGGAAACGAAAUGCUGAUGUUCCAUGUGGGAUCAGUUUCUAGCACUUGUAGGGCGCCGUGGGGGCCCACUGUGCAUGCGCACACUCGCACAUAGUUUUAUCUUCGAAUUAUUCAUAUUAAAAGAAUCAAGGAAAGA